CCAUCGCCGGUACUAGCCAUCUGUCAUAGUGGCAAAAAAAUCAAUACCAACCCCCAACCCUCCUCGUUAAAAAUGUAAAUGCGAAAAAAUUCAAUACUGUGCAGCCAAACGCGACGGUCGCAGCGUUCUCCACUCUAAAUCGCUAGCAAUCCCCGCUUUUUUCCCCAGCACUCAAUGCUUGAGAUCCGGAAUCGGUUGAUUGAAAGCCCGGAAAAUCGGUUAAGGAUUCACGACGGUGUGUGAUUUGCAGCCAAAACCGUGUGGCCAACUUGCAAACCGGCAAAAAAAAAAAAGAAAGCCAAAUCAGUGAGUGAAAAGUGGAAUAGGGAAAAGUUAGAAGUGGCGAUUCGUGUUUCGGAAGAAAGGCUAAGGAUAAAGGAUAAAGGAUAAAGAGCCUAGGCAAAUCCGGCAAACAUAUGUCAAGUGCAGGGCGCCAGGAAUAAAGCUAAGACGGCGGCGUCGACGUUGACUGAGGCAGAGGCAGCAGCGGGAGCGGCAACAAAGACGGAUAAUUUAAUUGCUCGACGGCGGCAACGCCAACGCCGACGGCCACGGUGACGACAACAACAACUGGCUACAACGGCGGCGUCACCGGCGUCGACGGCGGCAUCCAGCAGAAACUGCUAGCAGAGGCUGCGACUGCGAGCGAGGGCGCUGUUUCCGUAUCCGCUUCUGUUGUUGUUGUUGGUGGCGGCAGCAGCAGAUACAACAAUGAUAAGCAGAACCGAUUCGCAGACAUAACACAUUGCGGUGGAGGUUGAGAAGAACGGCAUGGUGAAAAUGGAAUCCACGGAAGAACAGGAUCGAAAGCUAGUUUUGGAGUUUUGCCAUUUGCUGGAGAAGUCCAAGCAGCUCUUCAACGGGCUCAGGGAUCUGCCGCAAUAUGGCCAUCGGCAGUGGCAAGCCUACUUCGGUCGCACCUUCGAUGUCUAUACCAAGUUGUGGAAGUUUCAGCAGCAACAUCGCAUGGUCCUCGACUCAAAGUAUGGCCUAAAGCGUUGGCAGAUCGGUGAAAUAGCAAGCAAAAUUGGUCAGCUCUAUUAUCACUAUUACUUAAGAACCAGCGAAACCAACUACCUGAACGAAGCGUAUCAGUUCUAUGCGGCUAUAAGGGGUCGUGCCUACUACUCGCGAGCGGCCAAGGAGGACCGGCCCGACCUGAUGGUGAAAAAACUGCGCUACUAUGCCCGCUUCAUAGUCGUCUGCCUGCUGCUCAAGAAGAUGAAGCUGGUGCGGGAGCUGGUCACAGAGCUGGAGAAACAAAUUCAGGAGUACACCAACACAUACGAGCCGGAGGAUCACUUGGAGUGGUCGCUGGUGCUGGAGGAGAUCAAGGGCUUCAUCAAGGCGGAGGCGGCGGUGGCGGUUCUACACGCCGACUCCAAUCCCAUCAUCCUGUCGCACAGUGGUUCCGGUUCUAGGUUGUCGCCGCUGACGACGCCGCCCUGCGAGCGGUCCCCGCACAUGACCCUCAGCCUGCAGGAGAUCCUGAUUGUGGGCUCCGCCUGCGAGCAGGCCAAGUUCUCUGAACUGACCAUGGACAUGUUCCGGAUGCUGCAGACGCUGGAGCGAGAGCCGACGGAGUCUGCAACGAAUCCACUAAGCAUGUCGCACGGCCUCCAUGGUCACGAUGCCAGUCCGGCGGCCAGCCGGAUACCGCCGUACGGGGUGCCGGGCUCCAAGGGUUACAUGGAAAACGGUCGCCACUUCCGAGACAAUCCCCACAAGUAUCUGUUGUAUAAGCCCUCGAUUAGCCAGCUGCUGGUCUUCCUGGCCAGCGGCUUUAAGGAACUGCCGCUGGGCGGAGCCCUGUUGCUUUACAUGUCGGCCGAUGGCUGCUUCUCCACCACCAAACAUCCUGAGGAUUAUGGUUACGAGCUGGGCGGCCUGGCCACCAGCGUAAAGCGGGACAGCGUGGACGGCGGCGGACUGUCGUGUCGGGGGAAGUCCUACAAGGAAAACCACUGCCUGUAUCCGGGUGAUCUGUAUCCCUUCACACGCCGGCCCAUGUUCAUAAUCAUCGACUCGGACAACUCGUUUGUCUUUCAGCACAUACCGCGCUAUUUUGGCCAGCCCCUAGUGGUGCUCAUGUCGCCGCAGGAUGUGCCCCCCGCAUUCCAAGCUGAUGUCCAGCAUCAUGGCUCGCUGUUUACAUUGUUCCUGCACUCCCCGCUCACCGCUCUCUGCUACAUCUGCAACGUCGGAGACGUGCCCAUCCACCACUGGGAACGCUGUCAGACCUACGUCGAUCGGUUCAUCACGGAGGCCUCCCGUUUGGUGACACGAUGUCGCAUCGAUGAAAUCGAGCAGGGCAUAGGAUUUAUAGACUCUUCCUACGUGCAGUUCUUUGGCGACGACUUCCUUCGCACCCUGAUCCUGCGCUUCGUUUUCUGUGAUGUGGUUCUGCGGCUGCACCGCGGAUUCCGGGGCCGGCACAUGCGACCACGGUGCGAGCCGCAGCUCCCGGCAAACGAGCUCCUGGAGCACCCGUCACUCUCCCACAUCGUCUUUCAACUGGCCUCGGCAUUGGAUGUGCGUGGCCACUUCUCCGAGGGGCCGGAGUGCGACUGAUGACUUUUUGUGGCCGUUGUGUUGGUCCUGGCCGUGGUGGUUUGCCUGCGACAGCAGCUGCUUCAGGUGUUCAGUGCGUGCUGGUUCGAGCGGCAGUUCUCCGGGUGGUGGACGCCUUCGCUGUACAGUUUUCCGCUUGGCUGGAACUGGGCCUGAAGUCGAGAUCGGGAUGGGGAUCGGGAUCGGGUGUCGGUUGUCCAUGGGUUUCCUUUCCGUUGCAGUCUCCCAGCUGCUGGCGUAAUUCAUUUUAAUAACGUACGUAACGUAAUUGCAUAAUAAUACGGAUAUAAAUAUAUAAAUACGAGUAUAAUAUUUAAUCAAGUAGCUAGUUUUCUUAUAUAGUGCGUCGCGCAAUGGAAAUGGUCCAAUGUUAGUUGCUUAGCAUAUAUAUAAUUAAUGAUAACAUAAUUAAUGAUAUAGAUACGUGAGAUUAAUGAUAUUCAACCGAUAUCGCAGCAGCAACAAAAGCAACAACAACAAAAACCACAGACAUGUCAAAAGGAACCUAACAAACGAUAACUGCCAAAAAGGAGAUGAAAUGAAA
Drosophila ananassae is the source of this 3115-nucleotide messenger RNA. Its product is annotated as protein SCAI. Gene Ontology annotation, biological process: DNA-templated transcription. Lineage: Eukaryota; Metazoa; Arthropoda; Insecta; Diptera; Drosophilidae. Gene Ontology annotation, molecular function: transcription corepressor activity. Gene Ontology annotation, cellular component: nucleus. The transcript has 9 exons. The record is from RefSeq and is a predicted model, not a curated record. Bases 772 to 2571 code for a protein of 599 amino acids.